Messenger RNA from Emiliania huxleyi CCMP1516, 633 nucleotides. RefSeq lists its product as hypothetical. The transcript is spliced from 2 exons. The coding region runs from base 1 to 633 and encodes 210 amino acids. Lineage: Eukaryota; Haptophyta; Isochrysidales; Noelaerhabdaceae. The record is from RefSeq and is a predicted model, not a curated record.
AUGCCGUCAUUCGUCGAGGCUUCGAUCGUCUUUCUGAGCGACCGGCUCCAGAGAGAGCGCCUCUUCGACUCGGAGGAGCGCAGUGAGAGCGCCAAGGCGGCCGGCAUCGCGGCGCUGAGCGGCAGCCUGGCGUCGGCGCCCGUCAAGGCGUCCGCGCUGCUAGCCACCUUGCCCGUCAAGGCGCCGGCGCUGGCCCAGUGGGAGUUCAGCACCGGGGCGCUCGCGGUGCAACUCGCGCUCUUCGGCGUCGUCUACCGCUACGCGGCGCGCAGCGACUUCAACGACACACCGAAGCGAGGGACGGUCUUCGCCUUCGCGCUGUGCCGCGCCCUCAGCUCCGUGCAGCCGUCCUUCAGCGACAGGCCCGAGAUGUUUGUGCAGCUGCUCGCGUACUUUGGCGAGUCUGUCUUUGCGUUUGGCGUCGCGGCCGCGUCGCUCGGGUACGCGUGGAAGAGGGGAUGGGUGCUCCGGCUCCCGGCCGCGGGCCUGCCGCCGUAUUACCCGGAAGUCUUCCGCGACGGCCCGCCGCCGCCCUACUACGACGGGCCGAUGGACUACCGCGAGGGCGGCCCGCCGCCGCCGUACUACCGAGACCGGGCAUUCUCGGACGGGCCUGACCAGCCGCCCUUCUGA